GCUCGUCGGGUGCCUUAUCGCUGUGUGGUUGUGUCCUCAUAGCGUACGUGCAAUAAUUUCUGGCGGAACUCGUCCUGUGUUGAACGUACCGUACCGUACGUUCAACCCGGGAUGCAAACUCCUGACGAGGACCCCGAUGCCCCGUAAUAAGCCCGGCGAGCGCGCCCGUAGUCCCAGCGGUCUAAAGCGCAAAUUAAAGCCGGAACAACAAGAAUCUCCCCACCGUCGGAACCUACGUUUCGCCAGCUACCCUCUGCUCUUCGUGUUUGGUCUCCUACGGUUCAUUGUCUUCCAAGUUUGGAUACUUUUAUCGCAUGCGUUUUGGAGAGCGACCGACAUUAAGCAGAAGUACUCCGUGGAGCGCUCAGCGUACGCCACUGUUGAGACUACCGUAAAUGGAACACAUUUGACGGGGGUGACCAUCACCUCUAGAACGGACAGCAAAUCGGGACAAGCUGGCUCGUCUGCAGGAAUGACGGAUAAUAACAGGACAGAAGAUGCAAGUUUAUUAUUCAAACAGAAGCAACACCACAAGAAGGCCUUUGAAUACGUGUCCAAAGCGUUGAAGAUAGAUGAAGAUGACGGAGGAAAUAAAAAGUUAGCUCUUGACUACUACAGAAGAGGUAUCAAUGAAUUAGAGAAUGGCAUUGCUGUGGAUUGCCAGAAACCAGGUGUGGAAUGGGAGAGAGCAAAAAGGUUACAGGAAAAGAUGAGAACCAAUCUGGAAAUGGCCAAAGAGAGAAUAGAUCUUCUUAAUUCAAUGGCACAAAGCGCUGUACUUGAGUACACAUAUAGCGAAGGGGAAACCGUGAUGGCAAGACCAAACAGAGCAACGGGUUCCCAGACCAAACGAAAAGCAGCAGCAAUGACCAAACAAGUCGGAAAUAGACCACGAAAUGCUCGUAUUGGACCACAAGGAACACAUGACAAAACAGACAAACUAUUUGGGUCUACUUGUAGAGGAAGUGAACGAACAUCCUUGCCUAAGAUGACCCAUAAGACUACUGUUGUACCUCGAUCCACCCCUAGAGAAGGCUUCAGAAGUAGAAGCCCAGCCACACCAGAGAGACGACCACUCACCUACGGUCAUAGACACAGUCAUGGCACAGAGCCAUCAAACACUACAAGUUCAAGGGGAAGAGGUCUUACCAGAAAGGAUGCAGCAAGUGCACUGGCCUCAGACAAAGCACCGCCCUCAGUCCGGCAAAAGAUCAGUAAGCUCAAGAAUGUGGACUCUAAACUCGCUCACCGUAUACUGGACGAAAUCAUGGAAAGCGGGGCACCGGUUAAAUUUAUGGAUAUUGCUGGCCAAGAUCUCGCCAAGCAAGCCCUUGAGGAGAUAGUGAUUCUACCCGCGCUGCGUCCUGAGCUGUUUACAGGGCUAAGGGCACCGGCAAGGGGCCUCUUGUUAUUUGGCCCCCCUGGAAAUGGAAAAACUAUGCUGGCUAAAGCAGUGGCCAAUGAAUCCAAUGCAACGUUCUUCAACAUCAGUGCAGCAACGCUAACCUCUAAGUACGUCGGUGAAGGAGAGAAAAUGGUCAAGGCACUCUUUGCAGUGGCUAGAGAGUUACAACCUUCUGUUAUUUUUAUUGAUGAGAUCGAUUCCCUCUUGACGGAGAGAAAAGAAGGAGAACACGAGGCCAGCCGCCGACUCAAGACGGAGUUCCUCCUGGAAUUUGACGGGGUAACGGCUGACUCGAGUGACAGAGUCCUGGUUAUGGGUGCAACAAACAGGCCGCAAGAGCUGGAUGACGCCGUGCUACGUCGAUUUGUAAAAAGAAUAUAUGUGACUAUGCCAGACUUGGAGACGAGGAAGGUUCUGUUGACCCGUCUUCUUUCCAAACACCACACUCCACUGAAAGAUGAAGAACUGGCCCAGCUUUCCCAGAUCACCGAGGGCUACUCAGGGAGUGAUCUGACAGCCUUAGCUAAGGAUGCUGCACUUGGACCAAUCAGGGAGCUUGGCCCUCUUCUGGUGAAAUCUGCUGCGGCUGCUGAGGUACGGGAUAUCAAAUUAGCCGACUUCCAGGAAUCGAUUAAGCGGAUUCGCUGCAGCGUUCAACCUCACUUACUCGACACCUACAUCCGUUGGAAUGCCAUGUACGGAGACGUUGGCUCCGUUUGACACUGUCAGUGAACACAUCAACCUUGUUACCCUUGGAGCCUCAGAUACCCUGUUAGUGUUGAAAGAUAGUUCUUAUUGACCCCGUGUGUGCCUGGUGGUUGUCACCCUCUAUUAGAACUCAUCUUAGUAUGUGUUCCGCAGACUUACCCAUGAUAACCUCGAGGGUCGUUAAAGAGGUCAUUUGGCUGAUAAACUCACAAAAUUACUAUUUGCUGGUCUACAAUCCCGGCCAAAAUGCUUGGGCCACCUAUUCCUAAUGUUAUAUAGAACCAUUCCCUGUCCACUUCCCACUGACAAUAAACCAUGUCCCCCUCAACUCAGAAGAAGACUGGCAAUUUGAACCAACAUUGAAAGGGGGCAAGGGGCCCCAACAACGAGAUAUGGCCAGGAUUGACGCUACACAUAAGUAGGAUGUGAAUGACUUUGUAAUGACUAUCUCUAAAUGAGUUGGGAUGGUUCUGAAAAAGAACCCUUGGUUACAACUCAACGUUUCGAUCAGUUUGCUCUGAUCGUCUUCUUGAGACAGCUGAUACACAUACCUUUUCUUCAGUAAUUCAUGUUGCAAUAUCGGCGACUACGUUAACAAAAUGUACGCAGUCAAUCAAGACUACUAUAAAAGUAAAACAAUUGAUACAAGUCUAUUUAACUCACAUAAAAUGCAUUUUGAAAAUGAAUGCAUCACAAAACUUAAUUUAGAGCCCCUCUUUAGGCUUGAAGGUAUAAACAGGCAGUUGGAUCUAAUAGACUUGCAGCAGCUCUGCGUUAUCUUAGCGUUCAGUUAUAUCACAUCUCAGAACCACUUUUGACAAGAUUGUUAGAGGUUAAAAAGAGUAAAAGCUGACAUGCAUGAAUUUUAAGAAAACUAGAGAAGAAUUAUAAUCAGCAAGUGAAGAUUUGGAAAGCUACAUAUGAAUGAGUUCAAAACUUUAAACUGUCAAAAGCAUUUGUAGCUCAAGAAUGAUAAAUAGUAAAGCAUUUUUGUGGGCGACAAAGAAGAAUUGGCUAAAUGGGAUUUGAACAUGGGACCUCUGGGUUAACAUGCUGGUGAUCACUAUCAACUGAGCUAUCUAGCCCUAUGUUGGUAGUGUCAUACUGUGAAUAUCUUUGAAUUACUUGAAUAAAACAUUACCUAUUUCGCCAAAAAGCAAAAGGCAGUGUGCUACAGUGAAUUGGAAUUAUAUAAUAUGAAAGCAAACUAUUGAGGAUGUACAUAAUGUCAAUUGUACAAAAUGAUAAAAUAAUAAUUGGUGGUGGAUGUAAAGGCGACUUUGCUGUCUGAAAAACAAACAACUCAAAAGAUUUUUAAAAUAUAAGAUAGACCGACAAUGUUCCAUUUCCUUUUCUUGUGUGGAAUAAUUAUGAACCACAAAUGCCUGUAAAGUUCACAUUGCAGAUUAUCUACCUCGCUAAGAAAAAUCAUUUGAUUACACUUUUGCAAUUUACUAUCCUUUGUAUUUUCACUUUACAACUUUUCUAGGCCCUCCCUGUAUGGUAAAAUUGGUUGUUUAAUGCAAGAGCAAUUUGGUUUCAUUUUAAAUUCAACCCUUGUAGCAGUAAAUUUGGUAAUGCCUUACAAAUUUUGAGUGUUUUACUGAUUAAUUGUAGCUCUGUUUAAUUUUGUAGCUGUAGUCUGAUAAUCUGAUUUUGCAUUUUGUUAUUCAUUUCUAACUGACCUUCCAUGAAGUCCCAAACUUUCUAUCAUAAUGUUAAAGAGACUCGGACAGUUGUCCGAGAGCCCUGUUGGCCUUAGAAAAAUCUUUCAGGGACAAUGUGUCUUCCAUUUAAAAAAGGUAAAGUGAGACAGGUAGAUGGAUUUUUUUUCUGAGCCGCGUCAAUGAAAGAUAAUCACAAAGUUUCUUGAGGAUUUUGAUAUCCAUUUGGGAAGAUUUAAGUACUGGCAUAUGUGGUUGGCUUGUAGUCUGUGCAUAGUCUGCAAGUUCUUAAAAUAACAAAAAGUAGUCAAGCACAAAACAAUUAAGCUCAUAUGAAUAAGAUUACCGGCUACAACACCAGGUCAAAUACACCACCUGUAACUGGUAUCCUGAUCAUUGUUGCUUAGCAGCAAACUUCUAAGCAAUAUUUUCUGGUUAAGCAUAGCUAUGACAUUGGGCCCGGCCUCGGAUCAAAGUGGUUUCAAGGCAGACUGAUACAAUUAGCUGGAGUAAGAUUUAUGCUUCAACUUCUCUAAUAAUUCAAAAUAUCUAACAAUGUACCUCAUUAGAAAAGAAAUAUUUUCAGCAUGAACACAUGGAGAAAGUUAAACAGUCUAAGGCCCUAUCAUCAGUUGAUAUAAUUUCCUUAAUCUGUAAAUCAGUUGUUUUUUCUUUUCUCUUCUUGACCUGGGUGUGGCUUUAAGUGAGUCAUACCAGUAGGGAACGCUGGCUUAUCCUGUCCAUUGUAUUGAAGGAAAUGAUAUCCUCAACCGGAAUAUGCAACAAUGGUCUGAAUAAUUUUGAUUUUCCCUUUUUGUGGCAGGUGGAAUUUGAAUGAGUGGUUUUGAAACAAGCUAUGAACGAUUCUGAGAAAAAUUUCAGUCCUCAUUGUUCCUUUAAAGCUUUCUUCUUGGUAAUUAGUUUAGGCCAAUCAAUUUUGUCUCCUUCCUGUAUUAUGCACUGAAUGGAAUAAUUGGGAUUGAUGUAUACUAUCUUACCCUUUUUUUAAAAGAAUUUUGUCCUGUUUUUUUUAUGGAAAAACAAAUAUUCUCUGCGUUUUCUCAUUUUCUUAAAAUGUCAUUUUUUUAGUUGGGCUGUUCUUGCCAUGAAAUGGCCCAUAGGGAUUGGGAUGAAAUUUUGUUUGAUUUAUUGGAACGUUUAUCGUACACAUAUUCCUCUAAUCUACUUUUCAAAUAUUGUCCUUUGUCGAAAGCCCAUUCCCUGCAGUGUCAAGAUAUAUGGCUACUUGAACAUAGCUACCUCAGGAAUUAAAAUGUAAGCUGACCGCAUUGCCUUUCAGUCUUUAAUCCUUUGUUAACAAGAGGCAGUAUCAAUGUAAAGCCCUUGUAAAUGUGACUUCAUCAUGCAGUCAUGUUGGUGAGAGCAUUUGCUAAUUUCUUAUACAGCCAUGUGUAGACUGGACCUAUUUCUUCUUAAUACGUUUCUUUUAUAAGCAAUGUUUGGUCUAUACAUCAUUCGAGAUUUCCAGCCUUAUACACAAUGACCUUGUAAAAUGGACUCUUUGUCACGAGUUGUGGAUGUGUUGUGCGCACUUUAUAAAAAUGAAAGUACACACCAAACAAUGAACUUAGUUCCUUGUAUCCUUAUUGGGUACAGCGGUAUCCAUAGAAACUAUGUGCAUUGCUUGUCAUGUAUUUGCGUUGCAAAGGAUUGUGCACUAUGUUUUAUGCUCAAAGCUUGACAGACUGGAUGUACGGCCUUAUGGUAGACUUGUGGAAAAAUUGUUAAAUUUAUGUUGUGGCAAAACGGCUCUCUUGCAACUAGUGAGACUACUUGUAUGUGCUAGACUACUACUCUGACCACUUUGGUCCAGAGAGCAAUAGUCUUGCGAAAUAGUUGUGAGAGAGUCGUUUUACUAACCCCGACAGAAACUUAAUGGCUUGUCCACAAGUUUAGCCUUUUGGUGAACUGUGGCAAAGCUACUUAAGGUAUGUACAUUAACCUUGUGUACUGGUUUUUUUAUGAGGUGAUCACCAAAAACAGAACAUCAAAAUGUAUUGGUGGUUUGUGACACCAGUUAUGCAAGUCAAGCUAAGGAAUAAAUGGAAACAAAUGAAGGGAACACCACAGUGCCAAUAUUACAAGUUUAGGUGGUCUGUAAGUACCACUCGCAGAUCUAUAGGGAAAAAUGCAGCCAAAACUCUCAACGGAAAAAUGUUAUCUAAAACUUUCUGUUAAUAACUCUAUGGAACCCACACAACUUUCUCAACUAAAUUUGUUUGCGUUUACAACACUUUAAAACAGUGGGAGACAUUGGUCUUAAUAUUAUUGAGUAUGUAGAAUGGUUGGUAUUUAUGGUUAUUGGUAUAAUUUUGCGGCAUUGUACUUUGUUUUAAUGCUUUGUUUGUUUGUUUGUUUAUACAUCAAAUCAGGGCGUUUUUAUAUGAAUAGUUUGUCCACUUUUCAGAGGAAUCAUUUUGGGGGUUUUCUAAUGAUUACUUUUUGCCACAACAAGUUAUUUGAUAGUUCCUGUGGUGAUUUUCUUCUGAGUCAUUCAAGUACAAGUGUUUUGAUACUUUGAGGAGUCAAGGUACCACCCUUGUUUUGUUGAACGGUAUAAUUUUCUCUCGCUAUCAAACCAUUUAGAAUUAGAGAUACACCUCACAAAACUGGGCCCAAUUUCAUAGAGCAGAAAAUAUUGCUUAAAAAUGCCUGCUUAGCAAAAACUAAGCAGGAUAUCUUCAGUAACAUUUUGUUCAUGUAGUUAUGUUAUUUUAUCCUGUAACGUUAUGCUGGUAAUCAUAAUGUUGUUGUGCUAAGCACAUGUAUGAAAUUGGGCUUAGACCUUUAUAAUGCUGUGGUUAUCUUGAUCAUAUACCCAUCGUACUGUAACAUUAAUGAACACAGAAACAACUUGAACAAAAGUGGGUGCAGACUAUUUCUCCGUUACGAAUGGAGCAAAUACAAGGCAAUGGUUUCUAUGAUGUUGAUCAGUAUUGUUUGAGUUAUUUCAUGCUAGGGAUGUAAAAUAAUAGCACAACUAUAACUUUUAGUUUUCUUUGCAUAUAGUUUAUUUCACAAAUAUGAGAAGUAGAUAUGUGUUUUGCAGUUAAGAUGUACAAGUAAUUUGCAAGGAAAGCAGACGUUUAGUUUCAUCAUCACAGUGGAAUUAAUUGUAAACUGUUUGUCACUGUUUAGUCAUGGUAUACUUUAUGGUUACAUAUCUUUGUUUUAAUAUUGUUGUCUUUGGUUUUGCUGCGUUUGAAAGUAACAGAGACACAGGGCACUGGAAAAUAAUAUAUCUAAGUGGUAUUUACUAUUUUAUAUGAAGCGGUAAAUAUUAAUAAAAGAGAUAAAACACUAUGGAGGAAA
Messenger RNA from Asterias rubens (European starfish), 7110 nucleotides. RefSeq names its product spastin-like. NCBI's taxonomy places the organism in Eukaryota, Metazoa, Echinodermata, Asteroidea, Forcipulatida, Asteriidae. The record is from RefSeq and is a predicted model, not a curated record. The transcript is spliced from 13 exons. Bases 137 to 2125 code for a protein of 662 amino acids. Gene Ontology annotation, cellular component: microtubule cytoskeleton. Gene Ontology annotation, molecular function: ATP hydrolysis activity; ATP binding; microtubule severing ATPase activity.